CGACCUUGACCUGGCUGACGAUAUUGUUUUGCUCGCCCAAACACAACCGGACAUGCAGAGCAAACUCGACGACCUCACCGAAAGUUCCAAGGCAGCAGGUCUCAAAGUCAAUGUCGGAAAGACCAAGUCAAUGGAGAUCAACACAGGAAAUCCCUCCAGUUUCAUGGUAGCUGGGCAACAGGUUGAGAAAGUGGAGUGCUUCCAGUAUCUUGGUAGCCAGAUAACGCCUGAUGGUGGUACCAGGAAAGACAUCGAAACCCGGAUCAGAAAGGCCCGAUUUGCGUUUGCGAGUCUCCGAAACAUCUGGCGGUCACGCCAGAUCUCUCUACGAACAAAAAUCCGAAUCUUCAACUCAAACGUCAAAUCCGUAUUGCUGUACGGGUGCGAAACUUGGUGCACAUAUGCGGUGACGACGCGAAAACUGCAAGUAUUUGUAAACCGCUGCCUGCGGAACAUCAUCCGCGCUUGGUGGCCUGGCAACUGGAUCUCGAAUGAGGAACUACAUCGCCGGUGUCAUCAAAGGGCGCUAGAAAUCGAGAUUCGGGAACGAGUUUAACCCGCAGCAGUGUUCGUGUCAUAAUUCAGGGCUUUGCACUAUCACUUUUUCAU
This is a messenger RNA of Uranotaenia lowii, 609 nucleotides long. RefSeq lists its product as uncharacterized. The transcript has 2 exons. Bases 53 to 556 code for a protein of 167 amino acids. Lineage: Eukaryota; Metazoa; Arthropoda; Insecta; Diptera; Culicidae. The record is from RefSeq and is a predicted model, not a curated record.